UCUGUCAUAGCAGCACUACGUGUGCGCUUCCAGAAACCCGUGGAUAUAAUAAGAUAUAUAAUCUGUCAAAUAGACAUUUUCUGAACCGGGAGACAUUCCCACUCUUUGGUUUCAAUUCCUUAAGUUUCAGUUUCACAAAAACAACCUAUCCCACGCCCCCACCUAUAACUAGGACUGCACAGCUGUUUUCCAUGAUCUUUGGAUUCACGUCAAGAUGGGUGCAAUAUUCAACCUACUUGAGCAGUACAGACUGGAGUCAUACUACAACCCGUUUCUUCAGAUGGGUUUGAAAGAUGAAAGAGAUUUCCUGGAUAGUGUGACGGAAGAAGAUCUAAACCGCAUGGGUUUAAGUCAUGUGGAAAAGAAUCGAUUUGCAGUCAUGAAAGACUUCAUUCAAAGGCUCAGAGCUCCAGACCGCCAAGUCCAAACCGUUACACCUGUGCAAAAAUCAGUGAAAUUGUUCUCUCUGCAGUACACAUACCCCAAAUGUCUUAAACCAAAGCUUAUUUCAGGUAUGGAUCCAGCACAAAACACAGUGGAAGAUAUAAUGUUGAGGAUCUGUCACCUUGAAAAUGUUGGAAACACCAAAGGAGUUUGUCUCUACACAGUCGAUGGGAUGCCCUUGACAGAAGACCCCUUCUUCAACACGUGGUCUCUGAAAGACAGACACAUUGAAAAUGGAGCUCUGAUUUACGGCAUAUUUACACCAAAGGAAAACCUGACACAGGCUCAUCAAAUGCCAAAGGAGGAGUCUGGUCCAUCCUCUGGAACAGAUGUCAUUCGAUGCCACGUCAUGCUCAAGGGAAACUUUGAAGUUAUGGUGAACUUGGAAACAGACACGGUGGCAACUCUAAAGCUCAGGUUGUCAAAUGCAAGUGGAGUCCCAGCACAUGUCCUCCAUCUCGGAUGUAAAUAUUCUGGUGCUGAUACACUCCAAAAGUGUGGAAUCUCUGAAGGAUCAACUGUUGCCUUUGCGUUGUCUUCCUUUACUAAAGAGAUUUCCCAUGAUGAGACUUUCUACAUCAAUGAUGUUGUGCCUUCAGUGCAACAAACCCAGAAAGGAAUCAGUGUCUUCCUGUCUUCUCUUUAUGCUGUUGGACAAUUUGUCAUCAACUCCAAGCGAUUCAUUAAGAGCGACCAUUCCGAAAGCGUCCUGAACAAACUGAUUGCGUACAUACGAACACUGACCGGAUGUAACCCCCUCGCCCAAAGUUUGCAUCAGUUACUCUGCAGGAAUGAAAGGAUCAGCAGGAACCAGAAGAUUGCAGUUGUUGAGGGCCUGUACAUGCUCUUCAGAGAGUUGUUGCCUCAGCAAGCAUCACAGCGAGGGGAAAAAGUCAUAGAGGACCAGGAUGUCUUUGAGAACUCAUUGUACUGCUGGGCUCAUCUCUUUUCAAAAAUUGAGAAACAGGAAUCAAAACAUGAAGUUUACGCUCCCAUUUCUCUGGUGUCCAAUGACCGUGACCAGUUCUACGAACCGGUGAGAGUACCCGGAGUACCAGACGUCUUUGAACGAGCAUAUGUUCUCAAAAAAAUUAGAGAUGGAGAGAAAAUUCCAAAUUGCACUGAAGAGCCUUUGCGAGAAUGCUCAUUACAGAGAGCCACUGACAUUGAGAAAAUCCUGCUCAGCGUUCCUCGAUUUGUCCGAACGUAUCCUCUCUGGACUCACCAAGACAAUAUGUCUGGUCAGAACUUUCAGGUGGAUAUUCAGUGGACUUUUGGCAGUAUGGUGGAAGUUUUGAAAUCUUUCCCUAGUCUUAAUGUGACCCCGCCUCUACAUCUGAAGGAUGUGGGACAACAUCAGAGUGACCUUAUUCUGCUCAGUGAAGAUAAUCUGGGCAUUUAUUUGGGUAGGAGCAAAGGAGCAGCUGAUAUGAUCCAAGUGCGCGAUUGUCUAGAUGGAAAAGUGAAAAUAGUGGAUUUAAAUUUGCUGGCAGCCAAGACUGGUGACCACAGAGACGACCAAUCAUUUGUCACAACCAGAACUCCAAAAGAGGCAAUACUGGUCUUGGUAGAUACGAGCUCCUCGAUGGAAGAGGAGUGCUUCGAAAAUGCAGAAAUAAAGAAAAUCAAUGCUGUCAAAGAGCUCUUUGACAAUUUUGCCACCAGGAGCAUGGCAUAUGAUUUCCAUCAUGUCAUUGGUCUGGUCAAGUUUGACUCCAUGGUGAAAACGCUCCACACGUUCACGGAAAAUCUGGAAAAGUUCAAAGUGCACACACGUAGCCUUGAGGCGAGUGGAUGUACUCUGCUGUAUGACGCAAUGCGACGUGGAGUUUUAGAGCUGGAAAAAGUCAAGGCAAGCUUCCCAGAUUGUAGACUCCGCAUCAUAUGUCUCACAGAUGGCAAUGAUUCUGGAUCCUUUAUGGACCCUGUUGCUGUUACAGCCAAGUUGCUGAAAUCAAACAUCACUGUGGAUUCAAUCCUUCUUGGAAAAGUGGAAAACACCAUGCUCCAUGGAAUCAGCAAUGCAACAGGUGGCUGCUGUUUCAAACCAAAGACAGUCAAAGAAGGUCUGAAGCUGUUUGAGAUCGAGACAGUUCUGUCUCUGGAGCAGAGGAAACCCAAGGAAAAACUUGACCCAUCUUCCAUCAGUGAGCACAUAUUAACAAGCAUGUUUGCUACUCGGGGCUAUGAUGAAUAUCCAGAGACGUCCUUGCCAAGCCAGAUGAACAGCAAAGUGAUGGUGACGGAGAGUGCUCUGAAAAAGAAGAUUCGAGAGGCAAAGGACGGCCGUUUCAUGGAGAAGGACAAACGUAUCCUGGAGGAGCUCAAGUGUCUGCAUUGUGACCCACAUCCCUUCUUCAGGGUCUUUCCAUCAGAAUCAGACUUAACAUUCUGGAGGAUUCUCAUGCAAGGACCUCCUGACACACCGUAUGAAAAAGGAGUGUUUGAGCUGUACUGCCAGUUUGUUCCUGAGUACCCAGUGAAGCCUCCCAUCGUUCGCUUUGUCACACAUGUGUACCACUGCAAUGUCAACAGCAUCGGUCGCAUCUGCCACAACAUAUUUGACCGCAACUACAACGCCCACAUUACCAUGAGAGAGAUCUUUGAUGCUGUGUAUGGACUGCUCAUCAUCCCUGAGCCUGAUGAUCCGCUGGACAGCAUUUUAGCUGAGGAAUUCCUGGCAAGCCGCGAGACGUACGAACAACAGGCCAGAAAGCACACAGAGGAACAUGCUGGAACAUCGAUGGACAGCAUGGAGAAGGAACUGGUCGAUCCUGUGCCAGAGUUUAUACCCCAGCAUCUGAUUUGUCCUCUCACCAAGAAGAUGUUUGUGGAUCCUGUGAAAACAGUAUAUGGCACCGUAUAUGAAAGAAAAGCCAUUGAGGAACACCUGAAACAACACCAGUAUGAUCCAAUGGCUGGACCAGGAAACGAGCUUGAAGCAAGUGACAUGAUAGCAGACAGGGAGAUGAAGAAAAUGGUGAUGGAUCAUCGAGCUCGUCAAAUUCAGUGAAUCUGGAGAGAAAGCUUUGAUUUGUGAUGCCUACACUUAAUGUUAGGACAAUGUGUGAAGGAUGAAGAGUAGCUAGACGUCUGUGCUGGUUUCAUUUUUUUUUUGCUUGUUUUUUUUUUUCCCUGUUGUGUGACAAGCUGAGUUCAAAUAAGCUUCAAACAAGUUACAAGUACCAAGUUAGAAAAACAGACCUGAGACUUUUAAUUAUUCCUGAAAAUGUUUACAAAAGUCUCACUUAAUAAAGUUUGUGUUUAUUAUUCAUUGCAUAGUUUGAUAGGCAUAUUAUUCUAGAAACUUCAGAUGCAUAGCUGCUAAUGCAUAAUCACAUGUUCUGAAUUGAUUAUGCUGUUCUUUUUUUACCUGAUUGUCUUUUGUUUUUGGAGGGCUUAAUAAGAGUUUGUUGCAAUUAUCUUGGUUGUGAUCAUAGAAUAAAGCAUAAAAAUGAGGGAUGGCAGCCUUUCUGGUAUUACUUUACUGUCACACAGGUUCAGAAUGGUGUUCAGACUAAAUUCUAAAAUAUUUGUACUCUGUAUUUUAAAAGUUAUACUUGUUUUAAACUAAAUAAAGUUUUUUUUUUAAUCUCUAAAA
Messenger RNA from Archocentrus centrarchus (flier cichlid), 4045 nucleotides. RefSeq lists its product as uncharacterized. Gene Ontology annotation, molecular function: ubiquitin-protein transferase activity. The record is from RefSeq and is a predicted model, not a curated record. Bases 215 to 3457 code for a protein of 1080 amino acids. The transcript has 26 exons. Gene Ontology annotation, biological process: protein ubiquitination. NCBI's taxonomy places the organism in Eukaryota, Metazoa, Chordata, Actinopteri, Cichliformes, Cichlidae.